AAGUACUUGGUACUAAUUUACGAUAAAAAACUUAUUUUCAAAGAGCAUAUUGAGAGUAUACAAGCCAAGUGCAUCAAAUAUACGACAUGUUUCCUCUCAUUAACAGGAAUUUUAAACUUUGUUUAAAGAACAAACUUUUGAUUUACAAACAAAUUUUUAGACCAGCAAUGCUUUAUGCUGUACCGAUCUGGUCAAGUUGCUGUUCAACAAGGAAGAAAACGCUUCAAAGGAUUCAGAAUAAAAUUCUGAAAAUGAUUUUGGAAUGUGCCUCACUGUCCCAAAAACUAUGAUAAAUUUGUGAUUUUUUCAAAAAGGUUCGAUCAAAAUCGGUGCAAAUUUUGCGGAAUGGCAGGUAAAAGAAUUUUCAUUUUUUUGGCUCAGGAGGGGUCGGGUACGCAAGUGUUAAUGAAUUAGAAAAUAAAAUUUCUGUAAGAAAAUCUGAGGUGAAUUCUUGACGACUAUUUCAUUCUACUUCAUCGAUCAAUUUUAAUAUUAUUAUUAUUUAAAAACGAUAUCCUUCACUCGUAUAUCAUCUAAGCAAAACGUUGCGAACCUGAUUUUAGAAUUGUCUGGAGUACAUACAAAUUUUUUUUUAUCGUUUUUUUUCCAAACAAUUCAGUUCACUUAAUGGCUCUCUAUUGAAGAGAACGUGGUGAGCCGCUAUUUGUUGGAUCACAACAUCGAGCACUUUAUCGAGCAGACGGAAAUAUUUAUCAGUGACGCGGUGCUCUUAUCAUUCUGGUACGGUUUGCCAUACUGCCCCGUACUUAUUAACCUCCUGGCACCGAGUGGCACCAGUCAUCAAAAUUAAUCUGCUGAGAGAACACUACUUAAAAUGAAGGCAGCUCUUUCUAUCCCGGCGCUUUUAUUUUCAGUACUUUGUGUGGGGUUUGGUAGCGUGCGCGUUAGUGAUGGGUCCAAGAUUUUGGCGGUGUUUCCGAGUACGAGCAAGACGAACUAUCUGUUCGGACAGGUGCUGUUUGAAGAGCUAGCGUCGCGUGGUCAUGAGAUAACGGUGAUAAGUCCGUUCGAGCUUCAGUACGACAGUGAAAACAUCAAGCAAAUCAAGCUGACCGGCAUGUUCGCCCACCUCGAAGAUUACGGCAUAAAUGCAAACAUCUUCACAAAAUGGGAUAGGUCGAGUCUGUACGGGAAAAAUAACCUAAUCUAUGGUACAGCGGCUAUGGCUGACUACACGCUUGGACAUCCAAAGGUUCAGGAGUUGAUGAAAUCGGAUGCGACAUUUGAUCUGCUAAUAUUGGAUCAAGUGCCGACAGACAGUCUACUGGGUUUGGCAUUCCACUACGGCAUUCCGGCCAUCGUUUACAGCUCAACCGCGACGAAUAAGUUUACCAAUGAAAUGGUUGCAAACCCACAUAAUCCGUCCUACAACCCUAUCAGUGAACUCGGAUAUUCCGAUCAAAUGACCUUCGUUCAGCGCUUCUGGAACACGAUCGUUUCCCUUUCGGAGCAGUUCAAUUAUAAGUUCUUCUAUCUACCAUCACAGGAAGCGGUUUAUCAACGACAUUUUGGCAGAAAGAACCUGCCACCUCUUUUGGAUCUUAUCCACAACGUCAGCUUGGUUAUGGUUAACACGCAUCCAGUGAUCAACCAUCCGCGUCCUUUGGUUCCCAGUAUGAUCGAAGUCGGAGGUCUUCAUCUGCGGAAGUUCAACGAUAGUGGACUGUCGGAGGAUGUAGUAAACUGGGUCGAAGCUGCCAAAAAAGGUGUCGUGGUUUUCAGUUUGGGAGCGAACACUAAGUCCGCAGAUUUGCCGGCUAACGUUCGCAAAGCAUUCACCGGAGCUUUCUCGCAGCUAUCGGGAACACUGAUUCUGUGGAAGUGGGAGAAUGCUACGCUUGACAAUCAAACGACGAACGUCAUUAUUGGACCGUGGAUGCCCCAACAGGAGUUGCUUGCUCAUCCGAAUGUACGCUUGCUGAUCACUCACGGAGGACUACUGGGAAUGAUGGAGUCGGUGUACUAUGGUAAACCGAUUCUGGGUCUGCCGUUGGCAGGUGAGCAGGAAGUUCUGGUGGAUAGAGCCGUCCAAGCUGGGUAUGGCUUGAAGUUGGACUAUCAAAACAUAACCGAAGAAAUUGUGCUGAGUUCGAUCAAACAGAUCUUGGAGGACAGCUCAUUCCGAGAGAAUGCUUUGAAGGCUUCAGCUCAUUUCCGGGAACAUUCCAUGAAACCACUGGAUAAAGCUGUGUACUACAUCGAGUAUGUGCUCAGGAACGAUGGUGGAAUUGCGAAUCUGCGAACCGGAGCGCUGAGGUUAAACUUCUGGCAGCGACAUCUGGUUGAUGUGGUUUUGUGUCUCGCGACGCUAUGUUUGGUCCUAGUGACCGCAAUUGCUACCUUGAUCCAGAUAAUUCUGCGAAAAACACAUAAAAGAAAAUUAAAAGCUUCCGCUGCCGGGCAUACCACGAACGGUGCGGGUGGUGCAAUAAAAAAGAAAACCAAUUAAUUCAAUGCUUUCGAUUAUGCGGCUUUUGGUUUUGAAGUAGGACACAGUGAAAAAAGUUAAUGUUUUUGUCGCCUUCGGAGGGUGAACAUAAAUAUGGAUUCAUUUCGAAGGUGCCGCUUUCCGUAUAUUAACUGCAAUUUAAGUUCGCAUCAACUCCAUAUUGAUUGAACAGGAGUAAAACACAAUUAUUUGCAUGACAACAACCGUUUGUUAUUGCACACCAGAACAACAUACGCGAACAACAAUCAACUGUGUGAAGUGGAAAACAUUCAUCGAACAAUCACGACACUAGUGCGAGAUUGCAUUCUAUCUUAACGAGUUGGCACUCAAGUAAAUCAUUCCUAUGGUAAUAGAGCUAUGUAGUGGAGGAAACAAUAAAAAAAUGAAAACAGUUCCAUAGCAUCCACG
Messenger RNA from Wyeomyia smithii (pitcher-plant mosquito), 2878 nucleotides. RefSeq names its product UDP-glycosyltransferase UGT5-like. Lineage: Eukaryota; Metazoa; Arthropoda; Insecta; Diptera; Culicidae. The transcript is spliced from 6 exons. Gene Ontology annotation, molecular function: UDP-glycosyltransferase activity. The record is from RefSeq and is a predicted model, not a curated record. Bases 836 to 2470 code for a protein of 544 amino acids.